AUGCCCUUAACUUCAUUAUGCCUGCCAAGCCUAUAUAAGGGCAAAAGGGGCCAAUCAAUCCCACAAAGAAAAAAUCUUGUGGGUAACGUCAUAUUUGAAGGUGCUGCGGAAGAUUGGGUACGCCCAUACAAGGAAAGGAAGGUGUUCAGGGGAGAGGCGGUUCCCUUAUUGGAAGAUAUUGAUACAUUUUGGGUUGAGUUCACAAAGCAUUAUGUAGAUACAAAUUGUGAUGAGAAGUACCGCCAAAAAUGGAAUAAUUUACGACAGAAAGCAUCAGUACAAGAAUAUACUCGCAAAUUCCAGCAGUACUCAGUGUCCUUAGGGUACAGCAAUGAGACGUUACGCAAUAAGUACUAUGAUGGCCUCCAAAACAAUAUCAAGGACAUCAUGCUUUCCACUAUGUUCCAAUGGCGUUGUGCUACGGCUCAACAAGUGUAUGACAAGGCAGAAGAAAUUGCCAACCACAUUGAGUCAACUUGUCUUUCCAACCCAUCUGUCUCCGCUGCUUGUACGUCUUCCAACACUGUCUCCACCCCUACUUCCAACCCCACUCCUACUCGUACUUGUCUUAAUAAAGGCGCUAUUACUUCAAUUGUUUGCACUACCUCUGGCAACAUGCCAAAUGUCAGGUGGAAUGGAGAAUCCAAGGACACAAUGAUCCCAUUCCCCUCCCUUAAGAAAGAUGAACGCCCCGCUGCGGCUGCACCUGUUAAAACCAUCAUUGCACCUACUCCUAUUCUAGCCUCAAACUCUAAAGGUCCAGGUCCCAUGGAUCUUGAUGGAAGAGGAUUUUCAAAUCUCACAUGCCAUGUAUGCGGUGGAAAAGGUCAUUUUGCACGCAGUUGCCCCUCUAAGCCCAUGUCUGGACAUGUGGCUAAUGUUGAAUGGUCUUGGGAAAGGCCUAAAGAAGAAAAUUGA
Molecule: messenger RNA, 918 nt
Organism: Rhizoctonia solani
Lineage: Eukaryota; Fungi; Basidiomycota; Agaricomycetes; Cantharellales; Ceratobasidiaceae
Product: Retrotransposon gag protein
Exons: 2
Coding region: 1-918 (305 amino acids)
Molecular function (GO): nucleic acid binding; zinc ion binding
Source: RefSeq, a predicted model, not a curated record